This is a messenger RNA of Trichosporon asahii var. asahii CBS 2479, 2049 nucleotides long. RefSeq lists its product as uncharacterized. The record is from RefSeq and is a predicted model, not a curated record. Lineage: Eukaryota; Fungi; Basidiomycota; Tremellomycetes; Trichosporonales; Trichosporonaceae. The coding region runs from base 1 to 2049 and encodes 682 amino acids. The transcript has 2 exons.
AUGCGCAAGCUGUUCUUGCGUCUCGCACGAUACGUUCCGUCCCCGUUUGCACCAUCUUCGAGCACUUCUACGUCAAGAACAGCACCACCGCCGAGACCUGGUUCGAAUCAGGCCCCAGACCCAACCCCUAAGCCGUCGUCAGGCACCUCCACUGCUCCGCCGCCGGCAACAGGGCAUCGAGCCGUCAAACGAGCGAACCACCCAAGCGCAUUUUUCAAUCACAAUCGCGCACACCGGUUGUACCGCGAGCACCGGUGGCACCGAUCGCUCCGGGCACAGCAUCUUCUGCGUCUCCCUCGAGUGCUUCAGAGCGCGUCUGAGGCGCACGCACAUUCCAACGCCGCGAGUGCCGAGUUACGGCGUGCUCGAUCACCCAAUUCAGGCGUCGGCACUGGCGCCCUGGGCCCGCUGCGAUUGGUAGCAAGGUCAAAAUUUCGCCUCCUGCGCCUCCGUUGGGAACCCACUGCGACUACGACUGCUGGGCCCCAGACAUUGCGGCCCGCCUCUGCUCCCCCGCUCUCAUAUCUCAACGCUCGACAUCGACUCCGAUGUCCCUCUGAGAACGCGCACUCUGAUUCUGAACCUUCCACUACUUCCGUGAACCCUACGCAUACGACUCCUACCACCCCCGCAAAGUUCAACGCACUCACGACCUCGACACUGGACCGCCUCUUCGACGCACUCCACUUCGCGAUGGAUGAACGCCAUCGUCCCCCGACCGUGACGUACGCGGAGCGGUCGCCUUCGCCCGAACCGACGCCGCUGCCGGCCGGCCACCCUUUUGCAUCCUCAAUAGCAGUGGGAUCGCGGACCCUGGUGCCGCCUUCAUUGCCGCCGCGGGCUGCCAGCCCAAGCCCUUCGGUGCUCUCGCAACGGAGCACGCGCAGUAAUCGGAGCCAGCGUCCGCCGUCACCGGACCACUACAUCCGCGAUCCUCAUCGGUUGGUCGCCUACGUUCUGCCGUUCCCGCAACCCCAGCUCAACGCCGACGUGCCCGCCCCACCACUGCGGUUUCUGAUCUACACGCCGCCGCCUCCUCCGCUGCUCCAGCCGCCUGAAGGCGAAAAAGAGAAGACGACGACGAAGGUUCAGCGCAAGUGGCAGGAGGAGGUGCGCGCGGCGCAUGAGAGCAAGGACAAGGUCGCGAGCUGGCGCGGCCUGAAGAGCCGCGUGACCAAGGGCGUCAACUGGGCCGUCCACCGGACAACGACGGCGGACCUCGACUUCCUCACGCGCAUCCCCUCAGACGGCGAGAAGUUCCGGCGUGCUGUUAAGGACAGCAAGGACAAGAAGGAUGACACGCACCCGAAGGAUUCGGCGGCGGGCUUGCUGCCGAACCCGGAGGGACUGGCGCCGCCGCGCAGCUCGCGAAGCUCGAUGGACUCGCACGUCUCUGCAACCGACGACGAGGCGGACACGACCAGCGCAACCGUCAAGCUCGAGGAGAUGGUCUUGAUUUAUCCGCCGAGCAUGGAGCAGUCACCGGAGCAGAUCCGUGAGGAGUUCGUCAACUCCCUGCUCCGAACCAAGAGCAAGGCGCAACGCGAUGCUGUCAUUGCCACCGGCCUGCUCCCCGUCAGCGCGGCGCUCGACUGGGCACUUGUGUUCGUCGGAUGGGUUUUCGGCGGAGCGCUGGAAGUCGAUGCAGUCUGGGCGGCCUCUUCCUUCCGAGGCGCCAAGAUUGCGCGCAGCGUCACGAAGCGUCUCUCCUCGUCUGUGCCUUCAGGCGACGCCUCAAGCGAGGAUUCACUCCGGCUGUCCUUCGUGCCCUCCGCCCGCGUGCUUCCAUUGCAGGCAUAUCUUGGCUGUGCCUGCGCUGAAGUGAACGCGAAGCGCUUCGCGUGGCCGCAGCAUCUCCCCAGUGAGGGUGAGGUGCUUGAGACGAUGGGCUGGGACGUCGCUGCGCACCACACGAACUGGGAGGACGAGGCGUGGGAGCGCGACCAGGUUGCGGAGGAUCUGAAGCGGACAAUGGACAAGGCCGCCAAGGCCUGGGACAAGUGGUGCUCCGCGUACGAGAAGAACCCGGAGAAGGCGAUGAAGAAGUAA